Guillardia theta CCMP2712 is the source of this 183-nucleotide messenger RNA. RefSeq lists its product as hypothetical. The record is from RefSeq and is a predicted model, not a curated record. Gene Ontology annotation, biological process: regulation of transcription by RNA polymerase II. Gene Ontology annotation, molecular function: protein dimerization activity; RNA polymerase II cis-regulatory region sequence-specific DNA binding; DNA-binding transcription factor activity, RNA polymerase II-specific. NCBI's taxonomy places the organism in Eukaryota, Cryptophyceae, Pyrenomonadales, Geminigeraceae. The transcript has a single exon. The annotation marks the transcript as partial.
AUGGGAAGAAAGAAGAUUAAGAUCGCGAGAAUCAAUGACGAGCGAAGUAGACACGCGACGUUCGCCAAACGAAAGAACGGGCUGGUGAAGAAAGCGAUAGAGCUGAGCAUCCUGUGCGACUGCGAGAUAGCUCUCGUCAUCUUCAACUCCCAAGGGAAAUUAACGCAGUACGCAAGCGGCAAU